Rana temporaria (common frog) is the source of this 2352-nucleotide messenger RNA. RefSeq names its product extensin-2-like. The coding region runs from base 1 to 2352 and encodes 783 amino acids. The record is from RefSeq and is a predicted model, not a curated record. NCBI's taxonomy places the organism in Eukaryota, Metazoa, Chordata, Amphibia, Anura, Ranidae. The transcript has 3 exons.
AUGGUUGAGAAACACUGCUGUAUGGUUUCCAUCACCUACCAUAUAGUAUCAUUUAAAGUCACAUACAUCCUCACCCCUGACUCCAGUCCCAUUGCUCCCUAUUACACCCAGUACAGUCUCAUCCCUGACUCCAGUCCCAUUGCUCCCUAUUACACCCAGUACAGUCUCAUCCCUGACUCCGGUCCCAUUGCUCCCUAUUACACCCAGUACAUCCUCACCCCUGAUUUCAGUCCCAUUGCUCCCUAUUACACCCAGUACAGUCUCACCCCUGACUCCAGUCCCAUUGCUCCCUAUUACACCCAGUACAGUCUCAUCCCUGACUCCAGUCCCAUUGCUCCCUAUUACACCCAGUACAGUCUCAUCCCUGACUCCGGUCCCAUUGCUCCCUAUAACACCCAGUACAGUCUCAUCCCUGACUCCGGUCCCAUUGCUCCCUAUUACACCCAGUACAUCCCCAUCCCUGACUCCAGUCCCAUUGCUCCCUAUUACACCCAGUACAGUCUCAUCCCUGACUCCAGUCCCCCUACUCCCUAUUACACCCAGUACAGUCUCAUCCCUGACUCCAGUCCCCCUACUCCCUAUUACACCCAGUACAUCCUCAUCCCAGUCCCAUUGCUCCCUAUUACACCCAUAAAGUCUCAUCCCAGUCCCAUUACUCCCUAUUACACCCAGUACAGCCUCAUCCCUGACUCUGGUCCCAUUGCUCCCUAUUACACCCAGUACAGUCUCACCCCUGACUCCAGUCCCAUUGCUCCCUAUUACACCCAGUACAGCCUCAUCCCUGACUCCAGUCACAUUGCUCCCUAUUACACCCAGUACAGUCUCACCCCUGACUCCAGUCCCAUUGCUCCCUAUUACACCCAGUACAGUCUCACCCCUGACUCCAGUCCCAUUGCUCCCUAUUACACCCAGUACAGUCUCAUCCCUGACUCCAGUCCCAUUGCUCCCUAUUACACCCAGUACAGUCUCAUCCCUGACUCCAGUCCCAUUGCUCCCUAUUACACCCAGUACAUCCCCAUCCCUGACUCCAGUCCCAUUGCUCCCUAUUACACCCAGUACAUUCUCAUCCCUGACUCUGGUCCCAUUGCUCCCUAUUACACCCAGUACAGCCUCAUCCCUGACUCUGGUCCCAUUGCUCCCUAUUACACCCAGUACAGUCUCAUCCCUGACUCUGGUCCCAUUGCUCCCUAUUACACCCAGUACAUCCCCAUCCCUGACUCAAGUCCCAUUGCUCCCUAUUACACCCAGUACAUCCUCAUCCCUGACUCCAGUCCCAUUGCUCCCUAUUACACCCAGUACAUUCUCAUCCCUGACUCUGGUCCCAUUGCUCCCUAUUACACCCAGUACAGCCUCAUCCCUGACUCUGGUCCCAUUGCUCCCUAUUACACCCAGUACAGUCUCAUCCCUGACUCCAGUCCCAUUACUCCCUAUUACACCCAGUACAGUCUCAUCCCUGACUCUGGUCCCAUUGCUCCCUAUUACACCCAGUACAUCCCCAUCCCUGACUCUGGUCCCAUUGCUCCCUAUUACACCCAGUACAGCCUCAUCCCUGACUCUGGUCCCAUUGCUCCCUAUUACACCCAGUACAGUCUCAUCCCCGACUCCAGUCCCAUUGCUCCCUAUUACACCCAGUACAGUCUCACCCCUGACUCCGGUCCCAUUACUCCCUAUUACACCCAGUACACUCUCAUCCCUGACUCCAGUCCCAUUGCUCCCUAUUACACCCAGUACAGUCUCAUCCCUGACUCUGGUCCCAUUGCUCCCUAUUACACCCAGUACAUCCCCAUCCCUGACUCAAGUCCCAUUGCUCCCUAUUACACCCAGUACAUCCUCAUCCCUGACUCCAGUCCCAUUGCUCCCUAUUACACCCAGUACAUUCUCAUCCCUGACUCUGGUCCCAUUGCUCCCUAUUACACCCAGUACAGCCUCAUCCCUGACUCUGGUCCCAUUGCUCCCUAUUACACCCAGUACAGUCUCAUCCCUGACUCCAGUCCCAUUACUCCCUAUUACACCCAGUACAGUCUCAUCCCUGACUCUGGUCCCAUUGCUCCCUAUUACACCCAGUACAUCCCCAUCCCUGACUCCAGUCCCAUUGCUCCCUAUUACACCCAGUACAGCCUCAUCCCUGACUCUGGUCCCAUUGCUCCCUAUUACACCCAGUACAGUCUCAUCCCCGACUCCAGUCCCAUUGCUCCCUAUUACACCCAGUACAGUCUCACCCCUGACUCCGGUCCCAUUACUCCCUAUUACACCCAGUACACUCUCAUCCCUGACUCCAGUCCCAUUGCUCCCUAUUACACCCAGUACAGUUCCAUUGCUCCCUAUUACACCCAGUACAUUCUCACCCCCUGA